Molecule: messenger RNA, 1890 nt
Organism: Artibeus jamaicensis (Jamaican fruit-eating bat)
Lineage: Eukaryota; Metazoa; Chordata; Mammalia; Chiroptera; Phyllostomidae
Gene: ALAD
Product: aminolevulinate dehydratase
Exons: 12
Coding region: 225-1214 (329 amino acids)
Biological process (GO): heme biosynthetic process
Cellular component (GO): cytosol
Molecular function (GO): porphobilinogen synthase activity; zinc ion binding
Source: RefSeq, a predicted model, not a curated record
CCCACCCGCAAAGUGUCCCCUGGGGGUGUUGGGGCGGAGUGUGAGGAGGAGCGUUGCUUCCGGGAAGCAGCUCCGCCCAAAUGUGCUGGGGACGCAAGGGUGCGCGAUAGCUGUGGCGGUGGCAAGAGCGUAGACUCGCAGCUCUUGGGAGCUGAGCAUCUGGCAGAUAUCCCGGGAGCCCUCACUUCCACCCAGCUGGCUGCCCUGUGCCCUCACUGCUCACCAUGCAGCCCCAGUCUGUUCUGCACAGCGGCUACUUCCACCCACUGCUUCGGACCUGGCAGACAGCGGCCGCCACCCUCAGUGCCUCCAACCUCAUCUACCCCAUCUUUGUCACGGAUGUUCCUGAUGAUGUACAGCCUAUCGCCAGCCUUCCAGGAGUGGCCAGGUAUGGUGUGAACCGGCUAGAAGAGAUGCUGAGGCCCCUGAUAGAAGAGGGCCUGCGCUGCGUCCUGGUCUUUGGUGUCCCCAGCAGAGUUCCCAAGGACGAGCUGGGCUCUGCAGCCGACUCCGAGGACUCCCCGGCUGUGGAGGCGAUCCGUCUGUUGCGCAAGACCUUCCCCAGCCUCCUGGUGGCCUGCGACAUCUGCCUGUGCCCCUACACCUCCCAUGGUCACUGUGGGCUUCUGAACAAGAAUGGGAUUUUCCUGGCUGAGGAGAGUCGCCAGCGGCUGGCAGAGGUGGCUCUGGCCUAUGCCAAGGCAGGAUGUCAUGUGGUAGCCCCGUCGGACAUGAUGGAUGGACGCGUGGAAGCCAUUAAGAAGGCUUUGAUGGCACACGGACUUGGCAACAGGGUGUCAGUGAUGAGCUAUAGUGCCAAAUUUGCUUCCUGUUUCUAUGGACCUUUCCGGGACGCGGCUCAGUCAAGCCCGGCUUUUGGAGACCGCCGUUGCUACCAGCUGCCUCCCGGAGCCCGAGGCCUAGCCCUCCGAGCAGUGGACCGGGAUGUGCGGGAAGGAGCCGACCUGCUCAUGGUGAAGCCGGGAAUGCCCUACCUGGACAUCGUGCGGGAGGUGAAGGACAAGCACCCGGAGCUCCCUCUCGCCGUGUACCACGUGUCUGGAGAGUUUGCUAUGCUGUGGCACGGAGCCCAGGCCAGGGCAUUUGAUCUCAAGACUGCAGUCCUGGAGGCCAUGACCGCCUUCCGCAGAGCAGGUGCCGACAUCAUCAUCACCUACUACACACCUCAGCUAUUGCAGUGGCUGAAGGAGUGAUGGAGAGAGCGUGCGAGACCCAACAACUAGGACUUUACAAAGGUCCCAGGGCCUUGGAGAAGUGAAAACCGAAGUUAAUGCUGCUUUUAGAACUGUGCCCUCCUCCUGCUCACAUGCUGGCAGGCACCCAGCAGUUCCAGGUGGUUUCUGCCAGCAUGCCAAACCACCAUUGCAGCCGCAUCUCCCCGGGCUCCCUCAAGCUUCUCCACCCUCCUCAGGGCCAGCUCUGAAGCCACCUCUGCCGCUGUAGCGCCUUCCUCUGAAGAGGCGUUCUCAAGAAAACCCCUCGGAGUCACGGGCACAGGUUUGGGAUGCCUAGGAGAGGGGUCUGGAGCAUUAGGGGAAGAGGAACGCAGUUGGAUCAUUGGUCCUCAGAAGUUCUGGAAAACCCAAGGCCUCUGGAAGCACUGCUGGGCCCAGGGACUGAGGCCUGGAUUGACCUGUCCAGGUUCAGAGUUGAGAUUUGCUGUGAUUCCACUGGAAGGCAAGUCGCUCAGGCCAGUGUUUGCCAGGCUGCCUGAGAUCUGCUCCACCCUGAGCCAUAAACCCAGAAAAGAAUUAACUCUACUGAGCAGAAACAUUGCCUGGGGGUUACAAUGCAGAAGCAAAGAGAGAGUUCCUGACUGUUGGAGAUGUCACCAUUGAACAGGUGUUUAUUAAAGAGAGAUAUUUUUGA